Impatiens glandulifera is the source of this 1212-nucleotide messenger RNA. RefSeq names its product triacylglycerol lipase 2-like. The transcript is spliced from 9 exons. Bases 1 to 1212 code for a protein of 403 amino acids. Gene Ontology annotation, molecular function: hydrolase activity, acting on ester bonds. The record is from RefSeq and is a predicted model, not a curated record. Gene Ontology annotation, biological process: lipid metabolic process. Lineage: Eukaryota; Viridiplantae; Streptophyta; Magnoliopsida; Ericales; Balsaminaceae.
AUGACAAAAAUAGCCUUGCUAGUUCUUCUUAUUCUAAUCAUCUUGUCUACUUCUAAUGGAGAUAGAACAAAGAUGCUCUUCUUCCGUGGUCGACUGUCCCGCGGGGAUAAAAAGGGUAUUUGCAAUUCCAUGGUGUUGCCACUAGGAUAUCCUUGCCAAAACCAUCCAGUGACAACAAAGGAUGGUUUUAUUCUAGGCCUUCAGAGAAUUCCGACCGGUAUUUCCGGCAAUCCCUCCAAUAAGCCACCGGUUCUCCUUCAACACGGUUUGAUGAUGGAUGCAGGGAUUUGGCUAUUGAAUCAACCCGAUGAAUCAUUACCAUUCAUAUUGGCCGAUGCAGGGUACGAUGUUUGGUUGGCUAACAGUCGUGGCACUAGAUCUAGCCGCGGUCAUACCUCACUUAAUCCUAAAGAUAAGAAAUUCUGGGACUGGACAUGGGAUGAACAAGUUACUUAUGAUCUUCCAACCACAGUUCAAUAUGUUUAUAAUCAAACAGGCCAGAAUCUACAUUAUGUUGGUCAUUCCGUGGGAACUUUGAUUGCAUUGGCUGCUUUAUCAAAAGGAGAGAACUGGUUGAAUAUGAUAAGAUCAACUGUUCUUCUAAGCCCUAUUGCUUAUCUUUCUCAAAUGCCUUCUCCACUUGGAAGGACUGCUGCCAACAAUUUUGUACCUGAAAGGUUGUAUCAGUUGGGGUUCUAUAAAUUUUAUCCUAAAGGGGGAUUAGUGGGCAAGUUAUUGGGGAAGAUGUGUGACAAGAUGGGUGCUAAUUGUAGCAACUUAAUGACAUCAUUUACAGGUAAAAAUUGCUGCCUAAAUUCUUCAAGAUCAGGUUAUUUUCUUGAACAUGAACCACAAGCUACUUCAACAAAGACCAUGAUCCAUGUAUGUCAAAUGAUUCGAAACGGAAAGAUUGAGAUGUUCCGUUACAAGAGUGAUAAAGUGAACUUGAAACAUUAUGGACAAAUAAACCCUCCCGUAUACAACAUGAGUAGAAUCCGGAAUGAUAUACCACUUUAUAUCAGCUACGGUGGAAAAGAUGCGCUAUCAGACGUAAACGGCGUGAAAACGUUGCUUGCAAGUCUCAAAAAUCAUCAUCCCAAUAAGUUGGUGACGCAAUAUUUGAACAAUUAUGCGCAUGCUGACUUUGUUUUUGGAGUUAAUGCUAAUAAAUUUGUGUAUUAUCCUCUUAUGGCUUUCAUUGAGCUUAAUUAG